CGCCGCAGCUGCUGAACAUUUAUACAUAUGCGAUGUAUUAGCCGUGGAAGCAGAAGGGGCUCGGUGACUACAAAGGAAUUACUUCAGCAAAACAUACAAGACACAUUUCUAUAAAGGGGUAGGAUAAUUCUGGAAGUACAACUUUACUUUUUCUGGAUUAUUGUUUGCGAUUGUUUUGCUUCCUCCGUACAUGCAAGGAUCUAGCAAGUUGGCGUGAGAGUAACUUCAGCAGAAAUACUCCGAAGAAAUGUCUGCAACAAUUCUGUCUGAUUUCUACGACAUCGACAUGCUAUACAAGCAGGAGAAAGGCCUUAAUAUGAAUGCAUUUCUUGACAAGAAGGCGGUGGGUGCUCCACUUACAAAGUCCAACACAACCAACAGUUGCUCUUACACGCGGGGUUUUUCCCGAAGUAAUUCGACCAGCAACGUGGACUCUGUUAUUAACAGCAACAAGUAUUCAGGCGGCCCUUGCAGCAACCUCGUGGAGAGCUCGAACUGCAGCGCCACAACUGCCAUCAUGAACAAGGAGAACAAGUUCCGGGGCCGCGCGUACAGCGAGAGCGGGGAGCGCAGCCAGCAGCUGCGAGAGCUCCUGCAGCAGAAACACGGUUCUCAGAUUAACUCUACCCGCUACAAAACUGAGCUGUGCCGACCGUUCGAGGAGAACGGAACAUGCAAAUACGGAGAGAAGUGUCAGUUCGCUCACGGAUAUCAUGAGCUGAGAAAUCUGUCUCGUCACCCCAAGUACAAAACCGAACGCUGCCGUACCUUCCACACUACUGGCUACUGUCCAUACGGGCCUCGCUGCCAUUUUAUCCACAACGCUGACGAACGUAGACCCGUGCACACCAAUGCAAACCUACAGGGAGAACCAAAAUUGGCUGAUGAGCUUUGCGGUUUUGGGCAGCACGUUAAUUUCAAUCGAAAUGACAGACCAAAGCUGCACCACAGCCUAAGUUUCUCCGGGUUUGGUAGUGACAGCGGACUCGAGUCGGCCUUUGAGGGUCACACAUCGCGCACACCUCCGCCACCGUACUCACUCCCGUGCUCCUCAAAUAUUUAUGAGGACACUCUUUCUCCCAUCCCUCUGUCAUAUGUGAACGGCUCUCUCUCCCUCCCGGGACAGGAUCUGAAGGCCUUGCUCGCACCCCUGGCCAUUCCGGCGCAGAAUGGCUAUAACCAGCCCAGUUGUGGCUUCUACGGAAACCUGCAGGCCGACGUGUGCCCAACUUCACCCCAAUUUAGAAUCUCUUUGCGCCGCCUUUCCGAGUCGCCAGUGUUCGAUUCACCUCCAAGUCCACCGAACACCCCAUCAGACCGAGAGAGCUGCGUGAGCGGGUCCCGCAGCUCUUCUGGUAGUCUCAGUGGCUCUGAAUCGCCAAGUUUGGAUGCAGGAAGACGUUUGCCAAUCUUCAGCAGGCUGUCGAUUUCCGAUGACUGACCAGCUGCAUUAUUAAUCCGUGUUGGCUGUCGUUUCCUAUAGGACGGAAAGGACUUUGAGCCUGAAUCUAAAAUCAUUUCGGUCUUGUUUCCUAACUUAAAGCAUGUACAGAUCAAAAUGUAAUGCUAUGUGAUAAACGUUUGCAGACCGGUAACGGCAUUAGUAUGCUAAUACAAAGCUAACUAGAUACCUGCAAACAAGUGCAUUCCGUAUUUAGUCUGUUCGUCUAUGGCAACCUGCGUAGAGUUUGUAAAUGCCAGGUUUAUAUUCUACAACUUUAUAACGACUUUUAAUAUUCUGCCAUGAAUAUGCCUUGAUGUGAGUACAUGUUUUCGAACUUGUUCGUGAAACUUUCCAACUUCCAUUCCAAAGUUUGACGCAGAGCGCCACGCAGUGGCCUUGGUUUGUUAGUGCAGCUUGUUGGUUAAAAGCACUGUUCAUAUUGGGGAAAAUCAACGCAGAUGGUUCAGGAUAUUUUUUUAGCUGUUGAAUGAUUAUUUAGCGUUCGCAAUUUGCUAUGAAACUAUUUAACUUAUUUAUUACAUUGAGUAUAGGCUACGUCAGGAAAUUUUGUUUGUCCAUACUAUAUUUAUCAAGUAUGAAGCAAUAGAUCAGUAUUCUUGUUUAAAUUAUGAUUGCCAUUAUUAAUCUGCAGAACGUGAAGUGUCCUUUCACAGUAAUAUAUUUUUUGUUACUUCACUUGGUUAUUUUAUUGUAAAUGAGACCUUAAUUUAAGAGAUUGUAUGUAAUAUUUAUUUCAUUAAUUUUGUUUUCAUGUUUACGUUUAUAUAUAAUUAUCUUUGUAAUUUACUUGGGAGGUCUGGCUUCAAAGCGUUUUGGGUGGAUCUCUCUGGAAUGUAAAAAAAAGGUUUGCUGGCCGUCCAAAUUUGAAACAACUUUAAGGGGUGUUUUUUUUUUUUUUAUUAUUUCCUUUUUGUUGUCAAUAUUUGGUGACAGACCCCCAAGUUAAAAGUAAAUUGGCCAAAAAAGUGUUUUGUAUGCGAUCACACUGUGAUUCACGCCACGUGCCACAGGAUGUAGCAGUCCCUUGUGUCCUAGUGUUACGGUGCUGUAGCGCCCACAGGCCUUUGGAAUCUUAAGUGCCUGAAGAUUGUCCAGGUGCAGUGUUGGUUAACAGUUAUAUGUUCAAGUCCUGUGAAUUGAAUGUAUUGUUUUGCUAUGCUCUAGACGUUGCCACCUGACCCCACCCAUUUGUCUUUCCGAUAUUAUAUAUCCUUUGUAAAUCAGCAUUUUUUUUGUAAAGCUGGUAAUCUUUCUCUUGUUUUCUUCCCAUUCCUAAACACUUAUUUAAAUUACGUAUUGUUACUUUUAAAUUAGAAAAUAAGAAUCUUUCAUAUUUGUCUUUUUUUUGAGGGAGGGGUCUGGAUCUUGUCUGUACAUAGUUGGUACACAGGAUGCAUACUAUGUACUUUGACUACUUUAUCAGGAGUAAAGCUUUUUUUGAAUGUAAGAAAAAUAAAUUGGACGAAGACACAAGUUGCAAUGCACGUUUUCCGGGAGACUGUUCGCCCCAAACUGAGUGCGACUAAAUGUACUGUACAUCUUUGUAGUUCUCCCAAAUAAAAUCAUUUUUGGAAAAGUG
Molecule: messenger RNA, 3044 nt
Organism: Anguilla anguilla (European eel)
Lineage: Eukaryota; Metazoa; Chordata; Actinopteri; Anguilliformes; Anguillidae
Product: mRNA decay activator protein ZFP36L2-A-like
Exons: 2
Coding region: 248-1441 (397 amino acids)
Molecular function (GO): mRNA binding; metal ion binding
Source: RefSeq, a predicted model, not a curated record